AGAGACAGAGAGAGAGAGGGAUCAAUUAUCAUUUUCAUCAUCUUCUUCGUUGCCGCCAUGGACCAGCAAUCCCAGCUAUCCAUCAUCUUAGGAUCCGAGCCGGCUGCAUUCGAAACCUUAAUCUCCCAUUUGAUGUCCUCCUCUAACGAACAACGUUCUCACGCCGAGGCUUUGUUCCACCUUUGCAAGCAAUCUGAUCCUGAUGCCCUCUGCCUCCGCCUUGCCCACCUCCUCCAGGUCUGCGCUCAACCGCAGGCUCGUGCCAUGGCCACUAUUCUCCUCCGUAAGCUAUUGACACGUGGCGAUUCCUAUAUCUGGCCUCGUCUCAACAUUUCCACUCAGUCCUCUCUAAAAUCCGUACUUUUGUCUCAAAUCCAAACUGAAACUACUCAAACUUUGUCUAAAAAGUUGUGUGAUACAAUCGCGGAGCUUGCUUCCAGUAUUUUGCCAGAGAACGGGUGGCCUGAGCUGUUGCCGUUUAUGUUUCAAUGUGUCUCUUCCGAUUCUCCUAGAUUACAGGAGUCUGCUUUUCUGAUAUUUGCGCAGCUGAGUCAAUAUAUUGGAGAUGUGCUGGCUCCUUUUGUAAACGAUCUGCAUGCUGUCUUUUUGAAGUGCUUGAGUGAAAGUUCGAAUGAGGAUGUCAAAAUCGCCGCCUUGGAUGCUGUCAUUAAUUUUAUUCAGUGUCUGGCCAACUCAUCUGACCGUGAUGGGUUUCAGGAUCUUUUACCGGCAAUGGUGAAGACGUUGACGGGGGCUCUUAACGGUAACGAGGCUACUGCUCAGGAGGCUUUGGAGUUGCUGAUUGAAUUGGCAGAGACUGAGCCCCAGUUUCUUAGGAGACAGCUCGUUGACGUGGUGGGCUCUAUGCUGCAGAUUGCAGAGAGCCAAUCACUCGAGGAAGGUACUCGCCACUUGGCAAUAGAAUUUGUGAUUACAUUGACAGAAGCGAGGGAACGUGCUCCUGGGAUGAUGAGAAAGCUGCCGCAAGUUAUUAGUAGGUUAUUUGCAAUUUUGAUGAAAAUGUUGCUGGAUAUUGAGGAUGAUGCAGCCUGGCAUACUGCGGAAACUAAGGAUGAGGAUGCUGGUGAAACUAGCAAUUAUUCUGUCGGUCAGGAGUGCUUGGACCGCCUGCCAAUGGCUUUAGGCGGAAAUACAAUUGUCCCUGUCGCAUCAGAGCUGUUGCCAGCUUAUUUGGCUGCUCCUGAGUGGCAAAAGCACCAUGCUGCUUUGAUUGCCCUUGCUCAGAUUGCCGAGGGUUGUUCCAAGGUUAUGGUUAAAAAUCUGGAACAAGUGGUUUCUAUGGUCUUGAAUUCUUUUCAUGAUUCCCACCCCCGUGUGAGGUGGGCAGCUAUUAAUGCAAUUGGGCAGUUAUCAACGGACUUGGGUCCAGACUUGCAGAACCAAUAUCACCAGAGAGUGUUGCCUGCAUUAGCUGCUGCUAUGGAUGAUUUCCAAAAUCCUAGAGUACAGGCCCAUGCUGCUUCAGCCAUGCUCAACUUCAGUGAGAACUGCACUCCGGAAAUUUUAACACCUUACCUUGAUGGAAUAGUUAGCAAAUUGCUUGUGCUUUUACAGAAUGGGAAGCAAAUGGUGCAAGAAGGUGCCUUGACUGCGUUGGCAUCAGUUGCUGACUCAUCUCAGGAGCACUUCCAAAAAUAUUAUGAUGCAGUUAUGCCUUACCUGAAAGCUAUUUUGGUCAAUGCAACUGACAAAUCUAACCGUAUGCUUCGUGCCAAAUCCAUGGAGUGUAUUAGUCUUGUUGGAAUGGCUGUUGGAAAGGAAAAGUUCAGAAAUGAUGCUAAGGAGGUAAUGGAAGUGCUUAUGUCAUUGCAAGGAUCCCAAAUGGAAACAGACGACCCAACAACAAGUUACAUGCUGCAAGCUUGGGCCAGACUCUGCAAGUGUUUGGGACAAGAUUUCCUCCCUUACAUGAGUGUUGUGAUGCCUCCCCUUCUCCAGUCUUCUCAACUGAAGCCAGAUGUAACUAUUACAUCUACAGAUUCAGAUAAUGAUAUCGAUUACUCUGAUGAUGAAAGUAUGGAAACCAUUAUCCUUGGGGAUAAAAGAAUUGUGAUCAAGACUAGUGUCCUGGAGGAAAAGGCAACAGCAUGUAACAUGCUUUGUUGCUAUGCUGAUGAGUUGAAGGAAGGAUUUUUUCCGUGGAUUGAUCAGGUUGCUCCAACUCUAGUUCCUCUUCUUAAAUUUUAUUUCCACGAAGAAGUUAGAAAAGCAGCUGUUUCAGCCAUGCCAGAGUUAUUGUGUUCUGCAAAAUUAGCUGUGGAGAAGGGAAUAGCUCAAGGGCAUGGUGAGACUUAUAUUAAGCAAUUGUCUGAUUAUAUUAUUCCGGCUCUAGUGGAGGCAUUACACAAGGAACCUGAUAUGGAGAUAUGUGCAAGCAUGCUAGAUGCGUUGAACGAAUGUGUACAGAUCUCUGGUCCUCUUCUAGAUGAAAGUCAGGUUAGAUCUAUUGUGGAUGAGGUCAAACAAGUAAUUACAGCUAGUGCGAGCAGAAAAUGUGAGAGAGCUGAAAGAGCCAAAGCUGAAGACUUUGAUGCUGAGGAGGGAGAGUUAAUUAAAGAGGAAAAUGAACAAGAGGAAGAAGUUUUUGACCAAGUGGGUGAAAUCUUGGGAACUUUGAUCAAAACGUUUAAAGCCUCUUUCUUGCCUUUCUUUGAUGACUUAUCCCCAUAUCUUUCACCUAUGUGGGGAAAAGAUAAGGCAGCCGAAGAAAGAAGAGUUGCAAUUUGUAUUUUUGAUGAUGUUGCGGAACAUUGUCGUGAAGCAGCUUUAAAAUAUUAUGACUCGUAUCUUCCUUUCUUGUUGGAGGCUUGCAAUGAUGAGAACCCAGAUGUGCGACAGGCAGCAGUAUAUGGACUUGGUGUUUGUGCGGAAUUUGGUGGACCUGUAUUUAAGCCACUUGUUGGAGAGGCUUUAUCAAGGUUAAAUGCUGUAAUACGACAUCCUAAUGCUUUGCUACCUGAAAAUGUUAUGGCCAAUGAUAAUGCUGUUUCUGCUUUAGGAAAAAUAUGCCUGUUCCACCGCGACAGUAUUGAUGCAACUCAGGUUGUUCCUGCAUGGUUAAACUGCUUGCCAAUAAAAGGUGAUCUGUUUGAAGCCAAAGUUGUUCAUGAACAACUUUGUUCAAUGGUUGAGAGAUCGGACAAUGAAGUUUUGGGUCCUGACCAUCAUUUCCUUCCUAAGAUCGUUGCAGUAUUUGCUGAGGUUUUAUGUGAUAAGGAUCUAGCCACUGAACAAACCGCAAGCCGGAUGGUGUAUCUACUGAAGCAGCUUCAGCAGACUUUGCCACCAGCAGCAUUGGCCUCAACUUGGUCAUCUUUGCAGCCGCAACAACAGCUUGCUUUGCAGUCCAUCCUCUCCACAUAGUUCAAGUACAUUGGCUUGACAGGCAUCUCUUGCGUGUCGAAGCAUAUUUUAUAUACAAAAUUCUUUUUCCGACAUUUUUGCAUUAAGUUCGAUUCGCAAGGCAGCUAAAGAGGUUGGAUCUGAGAGUGAAGAAGUCAUAAGUGUGAUUGAAAUUAAAUUUAUUUUAUUCUAUUAUAGAGUGUGCAUAGUAUAAGGUAUCUAUUUAUGAUAAGGGUAUUGAGUCUAGAAAAAGAAGCGAGUCGUGAUUUUGGUGUGGUUGGUGAAGUGCAAUGUUCUUGAAGCAGUUUUGGUCUCUUCGUUUCAGUUUUACACAGAUUUCCCGAUUUGGAUUUGUUAUUCUUUCAUUAUAUUGCAAUUUUGAUCAUUAAUAAUAUAAUGGGUUAUCGGUUUUCUCAUA
Molecule: messenger RNA, 3781 nt
Organism: Hibiscus syriacus
Lineage: Eukaryota; Viridiplantae; Streptophyta; Magnoliopsida; Malvales; Malvaceae
Product: importin-5-like
Exons: 20
Coding region: 58-3384 (1108 amino acids)
Biological process (GO): protein import into nucleus
Cellular component (GO): cytoplasm; nucleus
Molecular function (GO): small GTPase binding; nuclear import signal receptor activity
Source: RefSeq, a predicted model, not a curated record